AUGAAAAGUUGUGGAAAUUUAAACACAAGUCCAUUUUCAAGAAAUAUUAGGAAUAGAAAUCAAACACAGAAAUGAUUACCAAACCAGUGUGACAACUGAAUUCAAGCUCUCAGGCAGAUCAUUGCUUGAGACAACUGAUUCUCUACUCUUGGAAAUAACUUAGUGAAGGUGCUAAUGUCUCAGCUGAGCCGCUCGGUUGACCCCUGAAAUUUACCUAAGAUGAGAAAGAAUUCAGAUUCAGAGUACAAUCCUACUCAGUCUACUUUAGACCAUAUCCCAGCCCACCAGAUGAAAAAUUCUUCCAAUAAUCAAAUUGACUGAAACAUUUUUCGUCAAGAAAAUCCGCUAUAUUAUCAAAAAAUUGCUCCUAAGCAUUCAAAAAUGCCUCAUAAAGCCUCCCUAAGCCAAGCCUUGUGCUAUAAAAGAGAGUCAAACAAGCUUAAGCUCGCUAAACUUGACAAAAACCUGGUAGAAGAGAAACUUGAAAUACCCACUGUAGAUAAGUAUGAAACUCUUAAAGUUAUUCCUUGCCCAUUUGGAAAUUCUGAAAUCCUUGACAUUGAUCGGUCUUUCGAGUCUAGUGAUUAUUUCAGUGAGAAAACUCCUGAUCUUCUCCCGACAAAGAGUCUAAAUAUUGAUCCGGAGAAAAUUCAUAGAGCGAAGAAAAAUUCAUCCUUCGGGAAGCGCAAAAAUAAGAUAAAAGUUAUAUAUCAAACAACAAAGAAGCAUGCCAAAAAAUCUUCAUUAUCUAAGAAGCAAGCUAUUAGGAAAUCUAUUGGGCUCCUCAAACAAGGCUUGAUGAAGAAGUUACUGGCCAUCUCGGAUGAACCAGCAGACAGUCAGAAGAGCUUGCUGGUGCUAGAAAAUAAAUCUAAGAAGAAAAUUGGUAUAAGCGUUAUAGCAAGAAAAACUGUCGAGAUUAGAGAUGCUUUGGAACUCAAGAAAAAUGAGCCCCAGAAGGAUAGUCUUCAAGAAAGACAACGUGAUGAUAGGAUGAUUAGUAUUGAUACUUCUAAAGAUAGAGACUCUAGUUCCGUUUCAGAAGAUUAAAUACCGAAAAAACUACACAUCCAAUGAUGUUAUUUAAAAAAUUCUCUGAAUUCUUUGUUUUCAAACUCUCUUGUGUUGAGUUCAGCUCAAAGUUACUCCGUUUCAUGGGGUUAUAAAACUAUUUAA
Moneuplotes crassus is the source of this 1176-nucleotide messenger RNA. The record is from the annotation of a GenBank genome assembly. Lineage: Eukaryota; Ciliophora; Spirotrichea; Euplotida; Euplotidae.